This is a messenger RNA of Plutella xylostella (diamondback moth), 3213 nucleotides long. RefSeq names its product Chromosome transmission fidelity 4 (gene Ctf4). Gene Ontology annotation, molecular function: protein binding; chromatin binding. Gene Ontology annotation, cellular component: nuclear replication fork. NCBI's taxonomy places the organism in Eukaryota, Metazoa, Arthropoda, Insecta, Lepidoptera, Plutellidae. Gene Ontology annotation, biological process: DNA-templated DNA replication; DNA repair; mitotic cell cycle. The record is from RefSeq and is a predicted model, not a curated record.
AAAAAAUAGGUAAUUAAAAAAAAAACUCUUUAAAACAUAUUUUAUUGGUUUUCCAAAGGUUUCACCUCUAUUCUAGACUUCGUUGUCAUUCACUCACAUAGCCACACACCACAGACAAAAAGUUUUCAUUCAUUCAUCCUUCGGUCAUUCACUUCGCUUUCGCGCCAAAUUGGCCGUCAAAGUCGUCAACCUAAAAAUAUUCAAAACAAAGUUGAUUGUUAGGAUAAUUUUCUUUUUCUUCAAAGUGCGCAUUGUUUUAUAGUUAUAAACAUGAAAAUAGAAAGCAAGCCCUUAAGAUACGCUCACGCCGAAGGGCACACCGAUUUAUGCUACACUGAUGAUGGGAAACACAUAAUAACUUGUGGGCACGAUGGCGAUGUUAGAAUAUGGGUAGAUAUCGAAGAUGACGACCCUAAUUCCCAUUGUGUGGGAGAGAGUGCCCUUGCAGUGUGUUAUAAAGACAAAAGACUGUAUGUUGCAACAGACAACCACGCCGUGCAGGCCUACACCUUCCCGGCCUUCGACAAGGACGGCAUCGUCACCAGGUUCACUGCUCCUGUCACUCAGAUCAUGUCCUCUGGGAAGAUUGAAGCUUUGGGUUGUUCUUCUGAGAAUAUGGAGGCAAAGAUCUGCAGUCCGGAGGGAGGCGCUCCUCUGUUUGUAAUGGCGGACCACAAGGGGCCGGUCCUCAGCAUUGCUGUGUGUCCGCAGAUGAAGUAUGCCUGCACCGCUUGCGGAGAUGGCAACUUGAGAGUCUGGGACAUUGAUACUCAGAAAGUAGUGUCUGAAGUCAGCUGUGUGCCUAAAAUCAACACUUUCUAUGCUGCUAAAGUUUUAUGUCGAAUGGAUUUUGAGCCAAAAGAAGGUAAAUACUUGGCUUAUCCAAGUAACAGAGAGGUUGUGAUACUUGACACAGAAACUUGGGGCCAGAGAAUGACAUUCACACAUAGCUCGAUUAAAUGUGCAAUAUCCCAAUGCCGGUUUUCCCCAUGUGGCGAGUAUUUGGCUGCGAGCACAGUGGCAGGGCAGAUAGCAGUGUGGGGAUUACUUGAGGGAAACUGUAUUGGUGUUAUUGAACACCCUACCUCUCACAAUGUGUCAGCUUUGGCUUGGAAUCCUAAGGGAAAUGGUGUAAUAGCUUACUGCGACGUGGCUGGGCAGCUCGGUAUGCUGGUCAACUGUUGCGGGAAGGAAACCAUGGCGGCUCAAGAAAACAUGGACACUAUUGAGAUGAUUGAACGAGAUAAUGACAACGACGACAUAGUAGACAACCUAAUAGAGAACUACGAGAGUGACGAUGACAACGCGAUAUCUCUGGAGAAGCUGAAGAACGAGACGCUAGGCCUGGCCGUGGACGAGGACUCGCGGGGGUCGCGGGCGGAGUCGCGGGGGGACGAGGGGGGGUCGCGGGGGCCGCGGGGGGUGCCGCCGCAGCCGCCCUUCCAGCCCUCCGCCACGCCCACGCAUCUUGAACAUAGAUACAUGUGUUGGAACGAGGUCGGCAUCGUUCGCUGCCACACUCAAGAAAACGGGGAGUCCACCAUAGACGUGGAGUUCCACGACGCGGGGGUGCACCACGGCAUACAUCUGAACAAUUAUCUGAACCACACCAUGGCCAGCCUGUCGACUACCGUGCUGGUGCUGGCGUGCGAGACCCCCAGCAAGCUGGUGUGCAUAUCACUCGUGGGCAGCAGCAAAGAGUGGUCGGUGUCUUUGCCGCGGGCGGAGGAGGCGCGGUGCGUGGCCGCCGCCGCCGGGCUGCUCGCCUGCGCCACCGACGCGCGCCUGCUGCGCCUCUACACGCCGCGAGGCACGCAGAGACAGGUAAUAUCUCUGGCGGGUCCAGUGGUCGCCCUGGCUGGCUUCAACACGACGAUCCUAGCGGUCUACCACAGCUCUGAGCCAGGCCCGACCGACCAGCAUCUAGCCAUGGAUAUUAUUGCUAUGAAUGGCCACCAGAUCCGCACUAAGACAGUCCCAGUGCCCCUCACCCCGGGGUCCCGUCUCACGUGGCUCGGCUGCUCCGACAGUGGCUCCCCCUGCACGGCCGACAGCAGUGGAACCAUCAGACUGUACCAUGUAGCCAGCGCGGUGUGGAUGCCCAUAUGUUGUCCAGAGUAUACGGCUGAAUCCAACUUUGUUGUUUCUGUGAGUGAAUCAACACAAACAGUCCGGGCCAUCGUCUGUAGAGGAGCAUCAUUCCCUCCCACGGUGCCGAAACCAAUCGUCUCACAGAUCCCUAUCCAGAUGCCGCUCUGCGAGCUGGACACAGAGAAGGGUCAGUACGAGGAGCAGCUGGUGCGGUGGGCGCAUAUAGCAGCCGACGUGGACGUCAAGACCGCGCGCGAGACCGCGCUCAAACUGUUCGCGCUGGCAUGCCGCAGCGAAAUAGAGCAGCGGGCCCUAGAGCUCAUGGAACUGCUUCGAGACGACCGCUUGCUCCCUCUAGCGGCCAAAUACGCGUCGCGCCUCGGAAGAAUGCACUUAGCAGAGAAACUCACCGACUUAUCAGAGACCUGGGAACGCGAGACGGAUAAAUUGAAUGUAGCCCAGAAUUCCCACUUCCAUGAGCUGGAUACUCAAGAGACGUACGACACGGCCGCGGCUGAUGAUGCCGUCAACUCGAGUUUGAUCAUUCCGCAGAGGGUUAAGGAGAAGAAGGCAGAGACUGUUACACCUAUUAAGCCUGUGCCGAUCAAGUCAUCGCCGGGCGGCGCUCGCAACCCGUUCAAGAAGCAGCGGGACGCGUCGCGCGCCGCGCACAGCCCGCUCAGCCUCACCGAGCGGAACCUCGUCGAACUGGACUCCACACAGGAGGUUGGAGAGAAUCUGGAUCCAUUGAAACCGAACGCCGGUGAAACAUUCGUCGACUGGUUCUCAAGAAACAAAGCGAUCUUAGAGCAGCAGAAUGCAGAUCUAACCCCUUCAGAGUUGACCCGACAAGGCAUCAAAACAUUCAAGACUCUUCAGACCAAGCCCAGUGAAGUUGCGUCAGAAAGCUCACAAAAGAGGAAAUUAGAAGAUCAAAUUGAUGACACGCCGCCCGUCACCAAUGCGCCCAAACAAUCGAAACUCAGCGCUUUCGCAUUCCAAAAGAAAACAUGAUUUUGCCUAAAAUUGUUUUCAUUAGGGUAAGUUUAUUUUGUAAAUCGUUUUUUAAGAAUUGAUAGUUUUAAGAAAGAUUAGGAAUAAAAGUAUUUAUUUUUGUAAAAA